UGAAGCCGAGAACUGGAUGAAUACACCUGUGGUUUGUCAGAGUGAUAACGUCCGUGAAACUCUGAUCCAUCAAGAGUAUCCCAUGGGGAAAGGAAACUACCAGUGCCCUUCGUGCAGGAAAAUGUUCAGUUGUAAGUCAAAGUUGGAGACACAUUCCCGAAUCCACACAGGCGAAAAACCGUAUGAGUGUUUGGUGUGUGGAAAGAGUUUCAGUCGGGCUGCAAACCUGACAGUGCAUCAAAGGAUUCACACGGGUGAGAAACCAUAUAAAUGCCUGGAGUGUGGAAAAACCUUCACACAAAGCACAGGCCUUGCUUCCCAUCAGAGGAUGCACACAGGGGAGAAGCCCUUCCAGUGCCUACAGUGUGGGAAGCGAUUCCGUCACAACACACACCUCACUUCACAUCAGAGGCUCCACACGGGGGAGAAACCAUACAAAUGCUUGGAGUGUGGGAAGAGCUUCCGUCUGAGCACGAGCCGUAGCUCACAUCAGAGGAUUCACACGGGGAAGAGACCUUAUCAGUGUUCUGAGUGUGGAAAGAGCUUCACUCUUAGUGCAUACCUGACGGAACAUCAGAGAAUCCACACAGGGGAGAAACCGUAUCAGUGUUCGGAAUGCGGAAAGAGCUUCAGUCGCACCACCAGCUUGAUUUCACAUCAACGGAUCCACACGGGGGAGAAACCCUAUCAGUGCUUGGAGUGUGGGAAAAACUUCCGUUUGAGCACGUGUCUCGUUAGACAUCAACGAAUGCACUCAGGGGAGAAACCUUAUAAAUGCCUGGAGUGUGGGAAGAGUUUCAGUCAUAGCACACGUCUGACUUCCCAUCAAAGGAUCCAUACGGGGGAGAGGCCGUAUAAGUGCCUGGAGUGUGGGAAGAGCUUCUGCCACAGCACGAGUCUUAGCGCACAUCGAAAACUCCACGCAAGAAAGGAGCCCUUCACCUGCUCGGAGUGUGGGAAGAGCUUCUGCCACAGCACGACCCUUAGCGCACAUCGAAAACUCCACACGAGAACGGAACCCUUUACGUGCCUGGUUUGCGGAAAGGCCUUCCGUCACAGCACCAGCCUGAGCGCCCAUCGAAAAGUUCAUGCACAAAAAGGACCCUAUAAGUGUACAGGAUGUGGAAAGAGCUUCUUUGAGAAUACACAAUUCGGUCCACAUCUAAAAAACCACCCAAGGGAUGCGCCUUCUCGUUGCUCAGAAUGUAGAAAGGGCCUCAGCCAGGUUUCUCCUCCAGGGACCAGCGAGCCAGCCAGAGUUGCAGGAGUUCAUCCCCUGGGGGAACGGGGGUGGGAUGAAGAGGGGGCUUUAAAUCCGAGGUCGGAGGGCUUCCCCCUUGAGGAGGGGAACGCCCUGGAACGUGAGGAGCAAGCUGACCUUGUUCUGAUGUUCCCAAGUUCACCUGGUGCAGACAGCAGAGUGGCUUCUCUGGAUCUUCUGGUGACCAAGGGGUCACCCUUGGAGGAGCCCUCUGUUGUUGAGCAGGAGGAGCACCCCCAUGUUGAUGAGCUCUCUCAGUCUCUUCCUCCCGCCCCUUCCUCAGAGCCCAAAGCUGCCAGUCCCAGUGGGAGACAGGGGGAGAAACGACGCAGGUCUGCUGUGUGGGAGCACUUCCGCCCGAAGGAGGACCCUCGGUUAGUGGAGUGCCUUCUGUGUGGGAAGGAGAUCAGUCGGGGGAAGGCGAUAAGGCACCUCACCAAUUCCAGCAUGCUGAACCACCUCAGAACCCAUCCUAACCCUGUGCUGGUUCGUGCCCAGGCAGGUGGCACAGGAUCCGGGAGUUUUCCCUCUGCUAAGUCUGCUCAGGACUGGCUCAGUUGCAAAAAGAAGGAAGAGACCAAGGCGGCUCCAGCUGAUUUUCAGUAUCCCUGCUCUUGA
Messenger RNA from Euleptes europaea (tarantolino), 1879 nucleotides. RefSeq names its product zinc finger protein 883-like. The record is from RefSeq and is a predicted model, not a curated record. NCBI's taxonomy places the organism in Eukaryota, Metazoa, Chordata, Lepidosauria, Squamata, Sphaerodactylidae. The transcript has a single exon. Gene Ontology annotation, biological process: regulation of transcription by RNA polymerase II. Bases 17 to 1879 code for a protein of 620 amino acids. Gene Ontology annotation, cellular component: nucleus. Gene Ontology annotation, molecular function: DNA-binding transcription activator activity, RNA polymerase II-specific; RNA polymerase II cis-regulatory region sequence-specific DNA binding.